GGGGUGUUGUGAGGGAAGCUCGGCGGUGCGCGAAGUGAAACAGCACAGAGAGAGCGAGCACCAGGGACAAAGGAGAUCCGCACACAGCGAAGAAGGAAUGAAACAAACUGGAUACGUUUUGCAACUUUUUUUUUUUCAUUUAGAUGCACAUCCGUGCGCGCGGCCGCUCCGUAAACGCACCGCGGCCGUUCGGGCUGGAGUAGGAGAACUUUUGCUGGAGCGUGAGUUCAUGCACUCUGCUUUUGCACUCACACGUGGUGACUUCAUGACGUGUUUUCCGGGAUUCGGCGAGGUAUUUUUGUCCACUUUAUAGCCCGGGGGGUUUGAUGAUGUCCUGCAGGAGGAAGGGUUCGAGUUAACCCCCAAGUAUGAGAUGUUGGUGCGGCGUCCUGGCACUGCUCCUGUGGGUGCUGGUGGCCUUGGAUGCGCAGCUCAUCUGCUGGCAGGCCAUCCUGCGCUGCCACGCCGAACCCGAGUGCGAGCUCGCCUAUGGCCAAUACUUGGCCGCCUGUGAGGGCAACCUGCGGGGCACCAGGCGCCAGUGCCCCAGCCACUGCAUUAACGCACUGAUCCGCCUCAACCGCACCCGCAGCGGGCCGGACCUGGAGAGCUGCGAGUGCGCUCAGGACGUCCAGUGCCAGGGGGCCAAGCACGCCAUCGAGCCGUGUCUACCUCGUCGGUACCCGGAAGACGGCGGCGGGGGGAUCGGCUGCAUGGAGGCACGCCAACGUUGCGUGCAAGACAGCCACUGCCACGCUUCCCUGGAAGCGUAUCUGUCUUACUGCGGACAGCUGUUCAAUGGACGCAAGUGCUCGGCCAAGUGCAAGGCCACCAUCCAGCAGAUGUUGUACAUCCCCGACGGGGCCCUGCUCAACCGUUGCGUUUGCGACGGCGAAGGGAGACCCUUCUGCGAGGUGGUCAAGGAGAACAUGAGUAAACUCUGCUCCAUUGGGGACCACCACGGCGUCAUCUCAGACCAGCCGGAGGUGGACGACACGUACGAGGACGAGGACUAUGACGCCAGACAGGACAGGGAUGACGUCUACAGCGAAAACUCUGCGGCUCCUCGGAGGUUGCCCACGUUGGGGAUGCUCCUGGUUCUCCUUCUUGGAUGUAUUUGGUUGUGAAAUUGGAUUCAUCCCUUGACACUUCUUUUCCUGGACCAACUGAAAGGGGGGCUUGAAGGCGAGUCAGCUGGAUGAGGUGAUGCUGGUUUUCACCCUUGCUGUCAACACUUUGGAUCAUUUCAGACUGUCUUUAAAACCAAGGUUGACAAGAGGACAGCUGGAAUUCUUCAUGGUUGAGGAUAUUUGGUGGGUCCAAUCCUACUCUACACCAAGAAGUGCCACCACGUUGGGUUUCUUUUUCGCAGUUGACCCGGCUGGUUUCCACCCCUGGACACUUUGGAUUUCAUCAUUUGAAAUUGUUUUUAAAACUAAGACUUCCCCAAUGGAGGGUUCAAUAUGAUGCAGAAACCUCGAACUCUUCAAGAACCGUUUGAGGUCUCCCGAGUUGAGGGCUAUGACUUCUUUGAAGUUCACUGACAUCUUAGUUGAAAGGACCAGCAACCACAAAAACAUUCAAGAACCUUCAGUUUGGACUUCCUCAAGCGUGAGGAUGUCUUCUACAUGGGAAAACUGUAGAUCGACUCACCAGACU
Syngnathus acus (greater pipefish) is the source of this 1659-nucleotide messenger RNA. RefSeq names its product growth arrest-specific protein 1. The transcript has a single exon. The record is from RefSeq and is a predicted model, not a curated record. The coding region runs from base 369 to 1127 and encodes 252 amino acids. NCBI's taxonomy places the organism in Eukaryota, Metazoa, Chordata, Actinopteri, Syngnathiformes, Syngnathidae. Gene Ontology annotation, biological process: regulation of cell cycle.